UAAAAGAAAAAAAAAAGAACAAAAAAAAGACUGGUUACUCACCUGCUAAAUGUGAAAGGAAAACGAAACACCAUAGCGAAAAUCCAGUUAGUUUCUUUCUCGUUCGACUCCCACUGGCAUUCAGCAAUCUCUCGUCGCUUUCUCGAAACCCUAGCUUUUUUGAAUUCUCCCUUCCAGUUCGCCCUCUUGACCUCAACCGCAGGCUGCAAAUCUCCGAAAAUAGUGCCAAAUGAAGGAGAUGUUAGGAUGGUAAGUGCUGAAGAAAAUGUUAUGUUACAAGGGAAGAUCAAAAGGAAGAAGAAGAAGCAAGUUACCACUCCUCGUCCUGCAUGCUCAUGGGUGUAUUUUAGUCGGGAUUUCAUCAAGGAAUACAGCGCUUCCCAUCCUGAAUCCUCUGGCCUUAAAGCUGCCACGAAGGCAGCUUCAGAUGCAUGGAAGUCUAUGAGCCUUGAUGAGAAAGAAAAAUACACAAGGCGUGCUCGUGAAGUGUGGGAUAACUACUUGAGUACAGCUCCAACCCGCACCCCUAAGCCAAGAAAACAGGCUAAACUAGUCACAAGAUGUUCUCCUGGCCGCUUAUUCAAUGUGAUACAACGUCUUACAAAUGAACAGAAGGCUGCAGUGAAAAGCAUGGGAUUUGGGAGCCUUCUUGACCUCAGAUGCCGAACUCUCCGCCGCAGCUUGUGUCUUUGGCUCCUGGAGAGGUUUAACACUACACGACGUAGCUUGGAGAUUUGUGGUGAGCGUAUUCCUAUAACACCUAAAGAUGUGGAGCUUGUGAUGGGAUUAGCAGCUAGUGGGAAGGAUGUGGUAAACUCAGGGUCUGAUGACUUGAUUGCGGAUUUGCGGCACAGUUAUGAUGCUACAAAUCAUGGUAUUUCAGUCAGACUCCUAGAGGAGAGGUUGGCAGAGCCUGAAGCAGGAGAGGAAUUUAAGAGAUCGUUUGUCCUCUAUGCACUGGGCACGCUUUUGUCCCCAACAGCAAGGCUGGAUGUUAGCCCUUCAUUCCUUCACUUUUUGACAAAUAUGGAUGUUGUCCAUCAGUACAAUUGGGGAAAAUUCUUACUUGACCGGCUAGUUUGCGAGGUAUCUCGUUUUCAUCAAGGGAAGCAACGUGCAGUGGGUGGCUGUCUUUUGUUUCUCCAGCUCUUUUAUUAUGAAAGCAUCUCUGUUGAGGAGAAUGGUGCAUUGGCCCCUGCCCUUGUUCCAUCCUUAUCUUCAUGGGGUGAGGACGAGAUUACUGAAAGGGAGAAGCGGGAAAGAGAGCUUGGUGGCUAUGGAUGUGGGGAGGUGGUGUGUAAGGAGAGGUGUCUUGAUCUGGAUUCUUGCGAGUUUAUGGGCCAAUUGGAUAGGCCACCACCAGCAUGCAGUACAAUUAAUGGGGUUGAGGAUGAUACUCUUCUUGAGCAUAAGGAGAACAAGGAAAAUAUGCUAGUCUUUGUUGGGAAUAAGGACAUAGUGUGUGGUGACAUUGAACUAGUAGUUGAAUCAGUCAGAACACCGUGUCGGAACAGAGAGUAUGGGUGUGAGGAAAUAAUGGAUUACAUGAAGAAUAUUGACCAUGAAGAAACAUGCAUCUAUGCACCAUGUCCAUGCCCACUUCCAGACUGCAACUUUGUAAGCUCAUUUGAACAGUUGUCACUGCAUUUCAGCAGUAAGCAUUGGGAUUCUGGAAGGCGUUUCAGGUACAACACCCCUUUAGCUGUCUCAUUGGGGAUAAACGAACAAUUUCUUGUUCUUCAAGCAGAGGAGGAUGGCGCUCUCUUUCUACUCAACAAGGGUACAGAAAGUAUUGGAAACACAAUCACGAUAACUUCAAUCAGACCAAUUUCUUCAAGGGGAAGGUUUGCGUAUGACCUUGUAUCAAUACAUGGAAGCAGUUCUCUCAGAUUAAAAUCAGUGGCAGAAAACUUUCCGGGUGGGGUGGAAGGAUUUCGCUCAAUGGACUUUCUUCUGGUUCCAUUUCGUUUUCUCACUGCAGCCGGGCAACUGAACCUAGAUGUGUGUAUACAGAAUUCUAGUGAGCUCAGUGUGCAUGUCCUUGAUUGAGUUAUUCGUUGGUGAAAAUUGUAGUAAAGGACGUGACAAAUAAUGUUACCUCAGCUGUCAUUAUGUCCAAGCUAGGUUUCCUGGAAAGUCAUUUUGUAAAUAGCGAUCUCGAAAGUGACUAAACAGCAGGGAAAUGCCGUUCGCCAGCCAUAUAAGGUAUGUGUUGAGAAUCCGCGACAGGUGUGACUAGGAGUUGAUCUGCCUAUAAACUACAGUUAAAUUGGAGCUUGCAAUUCUCCUGCUUCCUGGAAACCCUCUGCAGAGCAUCGUUGUGAAGUUUGAUCGGUGACACGUUGAUCUGUAUAUACGAUAUAAUCCAGCACGAAACUGAUGAAAUACAUAUGCAGAUUAGGAUAUAGGUUACAGAUGCAACUGGGAAAUGACGGCGAUGCAAUUUGUACCAUGUAGCACAAAUCUUGAGCUUUGUUUCUUGUACAGUAAGUUAUGUUUGUCCAAAUUUUAGAUGAACAAGUUGAUCAUCGUAUCAAGUAGUCACACUUGUAACUUUUAACAGAUUACAGAGCUGUAGAUUAAAUUGUGUAGAUGUUUGAUCCAUUUCUCUGUU
Pyrus x bretschneideri (Chinese white pear) is the source of this 2614-nucleotide messenger RNA. RefSeq lists its product as uncharacterized. Lineage: Eukaryota; Viridiplantae; Streptophyta; Magnoliopsida; Rosales; Rosaceae. The transcript has 8 exons. Bases 247 to 2049 code for a protein of 600 amino acids. Gene Ontology annotation, molecular function: zinc ion binding. The record is from RefSeq and is a predicted model, not a curated record.